Molecule: messenger RNA, 620 nt
Organism: Morus notabilis
Lineage: Eukaryota; Viridiplantae; Streptophyta; Magnoliopsida; Rosales; Moraceae
Product: auxin-responsive protein SAUR72
Exons: 1
Coding region: 60-590 (176 amino acids)
Biological process (GO): response to auxin
Source: RefSeq, a predicted model, not a curated record
AUAAACAAGUACACUAGUUUUUUCUUCUUAUUCAAAGCUAAAAAUCUAUUGCAACUUUCAUGGAUUCAAAGAAGUCUAACAAGAUCCGAGACAUUGUUAGGCUUCAACAGAUCCUAAAGAAGUGGAAGAAGAUGGCAAAUGCUUCUAAGAACAGCACUACUGCUACAACAACAACAACAACAAAUACUACUACAACUAGCAGCAGUAAGAGCAUGAAAUUUAUCAAGAGAACCCUGUCGUUUAACGACGUUUCGAGCGCUUCAAACGACGUCGUUCCAAAAGGCUUUCUUGCUGUUUGUGUUGGGAAGGAGAUGAAGAGAUUCAUCAUCCCAACUGAGUAUCUGAGACACCAAGCUUUUGGUAUUCUUCUGAGGGAAGCUGAGGAAGAGUUUGGUUUUCAGCAAGAGGGGGUGCUCAAGAUUCCUUGUGAAGUGCCUUUGUUUGAGAAGAUUCUCAAAGUGGUUGAAGAGAAGAGAGAUAUUUUCUUCUUGCAUGAGCAGCUGGGAUUCAGUGCGGACAAGAUAAUCAGUUGCUGCUCUCCCCCAUCUGAUUGUGAGCUCACUCCUCAUCACCCACAAAUGUGUAGAUGAUCUUCAGAAAAUUUUCAUAUGAUUUUUUCU